AUGAUAUCUAGGUCAGCAUUAAGGUCAUUGAAAUGUUCUACUCGUCCAAUCCACAAAUUCAAUCCACAAUCAAAUAUAAUAGCUGUAAGAACUUAUGCUGAUCAUGGUAAAACCAUGAUUCAAUCUUUUCCAGAUCCUUCAAAAUGGGAAGAUUUUCCAAACCCUCAAUUGGCACAAGAUAAAGAUCCAUACAAAAAAUAUGAUGACCCACAAAAUAGAAGAAAUUUGAAUGAUCCAGUACACACGGAAGAGGACAUGUAUGACAUUUGGUCACCCGAUCACUAUGACUUUAUAUCAGAUUCACGAGCUUUAAAACAAAAUUUAAUAUUUUUUGGUUCAAUUUUUGGAAUUGCUUUUACUAUAUUAUAUUUUCAUUUAAAUCCAGACCAACAAGCAACAAAAGAUGUCAUAGCUGCAGAAGGGAGUGAUCCAGUUAGGGCUAAACCUACUUUCAAUUGGGAUGGAGAUGAUAGUUUUUCAAGGACAAUGAAAUGGUUCACAAGUAUAGGGAAGCCAAGAAUACAUCCUUCAGUUGAUGAAAAGGCUAAAGAAAACGGAGUCUUACCUUCUACAUAA
Molecule: messenger RNA, 576 nt
Organism: Lodderomyces pseudojiufengensis
Lineage: Eukaryota; Fungi; Ascomycota; Pichiomycetes; Serinales; Debaryomycetaceae
Exons: 1
Coding region: 1-576 (191 amino acids)
Cellular component (GO): mitochondrion
Source: RefSeq, a predicted model, not a curated record